AUGUCACGUAAAUCAAUUAUUAAAAAUUCGUGGAGUAGUUCAUUUCCAACUCUGAAUGAGUCUGAUUCUGAAAUAAGUGAACCAAUUUAUCAUUCAUGUCGUGGAAAAUUAUUACUUCAGAAGAAACUGAAAUCGAGUAAAACACAUAAUCAAACAGAUGCAGAGAAACUGAUCGUGAAAAUGCGCAGUACUCAACCACAAGAACGCAUGAUUUAUGUUACUGAAAGUGGCUUACGUAUGAAAGUUUAUAAAAAGUUAACAAAAAAUUAUAACCGUAUAUUUUUAUCAUAUCAACAAAUAGAAGGAAUAUAUUUAGUCCAAGAAGCAAAAAAUAUACUAAUUUUGGGUAUUGUCAGUUCAGAUGGACAGAAACGUGCCUAUGAAUGCUUACAAAUAAAAGAAAAUGAAGCCUUUGUUAAAUUACGUACACUACUUUUGAAAGCCUGCAAUGAUGAUAACCGAAAAUUGGUUGGUGUUCGUCCAAUCGGUACUCUAUCUAUGGUUUCAUUAGACAACACAUCUUCAAGACGUGGAUCCCUUGGUUCAGUUAUUUGGGCACAACAGGAUAAUGUGAGUGACAGGGAAAAUUUUCAAGAAAAUGAUAUGCUUCAAAAGGAUUUAGUGGAAAAUGGAAAUGAUGUUCAAAGAAUUAUGACAUCGGGUGGUAGUAGUGGGUCUGCACCCAAUGUCUCUUCAUGUUGUCCAACCGAUGAAGAAGAAGAAGUUGAUAAUGAUGUGAAUAGUAAUGAUGAUCUGUAUGAUACAGAAGACAAUGACCUUGUUCAUUACCAUAAUGAUUCAAAUAAUGAUGUUAUAAACGAAACAGCUAGUGUUCAUAGUGUUGAGUUGGAGAAAAUGGAAAAUCUUAAUGAACCUUUACUUACUCCAAUAUUUCACGGAAACGAAGAAUCACCAAUGUUAUACUAUAGAACCGGUGGUCCAAAUACAUCACUGGAUGACAGUGAGGCAAUAACAGAUUUAUAUCCAACAUGUGACUGGCCAGCUGGAGUUACAUUUAUUCAUCCGGACCCUGUGUGUGGUGUCAAAAUUUCUCACAUAGGAUCUGUUUUCUUAUAUUGUGAAAGAGUUGUCAAGAAGGAUGAUGAUUACAGCGAUGACGAACACCAGUUGUAA
Messenger RNA from Trichobilharzia szidati, 1134 nucleotides. Lineage: Eukaryota; Metazoa; Platyhelminthes; Trematoda; Strigeidida; Schistosomatidae. The record is from the annotation of a GenBank genome assembly.